AUGACCGUCAACAAGAACCUGCUCUCGGUGCCACAGAUUAACAGCCAUAGCAAGUUUCAAGUCGUGUUUGACGGGUCCAAGAUGUAUGUGACUCUCAAGAACUCACAGCAAGUGGUGGCGACAGCGGAUCUCGUGGAUGGACUCUACUGGCUUCGGACGACUCAACGAUCAGCGAAUGUGACAACAAGUAGAACCAGUUGUGCCGAUCUACAUGCGAGAAUGGGUCAUGCUCCAGUCGAUGUACUUCGCAAGAUGAUCGCGACCAACAUGAUCAAGGAUGUGCGAGUCCCUCUCAAGUCGGGUGGAGCAACUACAUGUCGAGGAUGUCAACAAGGGAAAAUGGUCCAAAAACCAUUUCCAAGCAACCGAGACAAGCGCAGCUACGAUACGUUUGAGCUACUUCAUCUGGACAUCUGCGGGCCCAUGGAAAAGGAUUCGCUCGGUGGCAGCAAAUAUUUGCUGCUGAUCAUCGACGAAGCCAGUGGAUGCAUGAAGGGCUUUUGUCUACGAGUGAAGUCCGAGAGUGAAGACUACAUCCGGAAAUAUAUCACCAUGGUACAGACGCAAUUCUGUAAGAAGGUCAAGUUUGUGCGCCAAGACGGAGCUCGCGAGUUUGCUACGAACUCGCUUCAAGAUUUCUACGAGGAUGAAGGCAUUGAACAGCAGACGACGGUGCCGUAUGCACACCAGAACAACGGAACAGCAAGCGCGCCAUCGGGACUAUCGUCACGAUCGGCCGCAGCAUGCUUCACCAUGCCAAGUUGGACAAGUGCUUCUGGGCUGAAUUAG
Messenger RNA from Peronospora matthiolae, 789 nucleotides. NCBI's taxonomy places the organism in Eukaryota, Oomycota, Peronosporomycetes, Peronosporales, Peronosporaceae. The record is from the annotation of a GenBank genome assembly.